This is a messenger RNA of Suillus paluster, 816 nucleotides long. RefSeq lists its product as uncharacterized. The transcript is spliced from 5 exons. Lineage: Eukaryota; Fungi; Basidiomycota; Agaricomycetes; Boletales; Suillaceae. The coding region runs from base 1 to 816 and encodes 271 amino acids. The record is from RefSeq and is a predicted model, not a curated record.
AUGGCUACUGGACUUUGCGAGAACUGUCAUAAGACGCCAAAAUUCGGUACUCAUAAGUACUGUGGCAAAACGUGCGCCGCUCAAGCGGCCACUACGCAGCAACCUGCGCGUCGCGCGAAAUCAGGACCACUUCCCAAUGCAAAAGUUCCUCCACCAGCCUCAAAGCAAGUACGACUCUGCGAUUAUUGUGGGCAAAAACCGAAGUUCAAUAACUUUGAUUAUUGCGGUAAAUCGUGCGCGUCGAAAGCCGCUACCACUCCUCCUGUGCAGCCUGCUGUACAAGGACGAUCUGCGCCGAAGCAAGGUGUUCGCCUUCCUGCCACUGCUCAGCCUGUGCCGCCACCUGCUCAGAUUCAGCACAUCAAAACAUCUAAAUCAGCAAUGCGCCACGCAGCUACAACUGUAGCCAAAGAUGAUUCAAGUGAGGAUUGUGACGAUGAUGAGUACCCUGACGCGGAUGAGGAAGACGAAGACGACACGGGUACCGGCACAGACCUGGACGCCUAUCCAUCGGAUGACGACGAAGAACCUGCUCCAGCUCCUCCGACACGAUCAGUCAAGACUGCGCACGCUCCGCUGAAACAAAGCACCCCAGCCCGUCGUGCAGCUGGCACCUGCCUUGUCCCCACCUGUGGAAAACCAUCUUUCGUUGAUAGAGGUGGGGUUAAAACAGAAUACUGCUCCACACGCCACCGAGAAGAAGCGGUGACCCUCGGACUGGUUCCUGGAUGCAUUAUGUGUCAACGCUACCCACAGAGUGGAAUGGAUUACUUCUGCUCUACCGCUUGCAGAAAUCAAUCUAUGACGAAAAUCUAG